AUGAAUUCGACCAUUUCAAUAACAUCUUCGCCAGUAUCAAUUAUUUCUAUUCCAUCCUCACCAGAAGAAAUUACCUUCACAUUUACAACAGAAACAAUUCAGCGAGUUUUCUCAUCACCAGAAUUAUUAUUACACAUAUUUUCAUUUUUACCUGUUCCAACUUUAAUAAAUAAUUGUCGUUUAGUAUCUAGAUUUUGGUAUCGUGUUGUUAACAUACCACCAAAAAUUAUUGCUUACAUCAAUUCACUUAAAAAAGCUAAAAUUUAUAUUCUUAUGGAAAGUACAAUAUGUGAUUAUAGCACUAGUGUUAGUAUUGUGGGAGCAUACGCUAAUAAAACUAGAGCAACAAAUCAAUUGAUUCGUAAUCACAUUGAUGGAGUUAUUGGUCAUGCAUAUGAAUAUAGUCCUGAUGGUUACUAUACAUGUGAUCUUAAUGAUGAUCAUAAAGUUAGAUCAACUGGAAGAAAAGAUAAAGAAGGGUUGGUUUGGGAAUUGAAGGGUGUUACAUUAGAUACAGAAGUUGAAGUUGUAGAAGAAAAGGAUUACGAGGAUGAGGAUUACGAAUAUUUGUGGGAAUAA
This is a messenger RNA of Entrophospora candida, 579 nucleotides long. The record is from the annotation of a GenBank genome assembly. NCBI's taxonomy places the organism in Eukaryota, Fungi, Glomeromycota, Glomeromycetes, Entrophosporales, Entrophosporaceae.